AGAAGAAGGAAGCUGCAGGGCGGCUGCUGCUGGUUUCCUUUCAGGUCUGAACUCUGCGGGUCUGUUCCGGAUAAAUCAGGAUGGGUUCCUCCCCGUCCCCCCUCCCGGUUCCCACCCCCCUCCCUGGCUGCUCCGUGACGCUCUGCCCUGAACUGGACCUGUCCCUCAAUCUCAGCCCGGCGCCAAAGAACCAGCCUGUGCAGCAGAAUGAGCAGCGGGAGCGGCCCCGCCCACAGCCCCGCCCACAGCCCCGCCCACUGGGACCAAACAGGAAGAAGAGGAACGCUAAGGUGGGCUUCAGAGAGCCGCUCACAGCAGAACCAGAACCAGAACCUCAUCAGCAGCCCAGCAGCAGCUCAGGCCAUCACCAUGGAGCUGGUGGAGGUUCUGUGGACCCAACCGUCCAGAACCAGAGCCGUCUGGAAAAGGCCGAGCUUAACUCCACCCUGGCCCUGAAGGUGGAGCUCCAGACGCUGCAGGAGGAAGCCUUCGAUCCCCACAGGGCGCUCCAGGAGACCCUUCAGAACCCUGGAAGGACCCGGGCCCUGAUGGAUGCCCGAGCCGCUGAAGAGGUGAACGUCUCUCGCUCUCAGAUCCUCUUCAGCUCUCUGGUCAGCGUCAGCGUCCAGGAGGAUCAGCUGCUCAGCCAGGUGCUGCAGGACAGGCUGAUGCUGGCUCCGCCUCCACCCUGCUGCCAUGACAACAAGACAGGAGAGGGCCCCUCCCUCCACUUCUUCAUCCACUCUGACCUGUACCGACAGAAGCCCCUCCCACUGGAGGAGGGGCCACCAGUGAUGAAAGCGUCUCUGUCCCCAUGUCCAGCCUCGUCCACCUUUGACCUCUACAGGAGACAGAGGUGCUGGGAGACGGCGCCCUGACUCGGACCGCCGCCGUGUUCCAGCCUCGGGGGGGG
This is a messenger RNA of Cyprinodon variegatus (sheepshead minnow), 913 nucleotides long. RefSeq names its product protein phosphatase 1 regulatory subunit 35-like (gene ppp1r35). NCBI's taxonomy places the organism in Eukaryota, Metazoa, Chordata, Actinopteri, Cyprinodontiformes, Cyprinodontidae. The record is from RefSeq and is a predicted model, not a curated record. The transcript is spliced from 6 exons. Gene Ontology annotation, biological process: negative regulation of phosphatase activity. The coding region runs from base 81 to 878 and encodes 265 amino acids. Gene Ontology annotation, molecular function: phosphatase binding.